AUGUCUGGUCUUCCUGCCUACGCCCCAACGGCGAAUACCUCAUACCAGCCGGCAGACAAUCCAAAUGUCAAUUUUCAUCAAGAGUUCUCUAGAACCUCUUUGCUUACCACGACGGUGCACAAGUCAGUCUAUGAAUCCCUAUGUGAGAUAUAUUCCAUAGCAACGGUAAUGGAGAUGAUCGAAAACUCCUUCUUGAAGGAUUACAUCACUGAUAAGGAGAAGUACACAUCCACAGUCAUGCGCAUGAUCAACCAGUAUCAGAUGCUUGUGAAGGGAUUCGGAAAGACUCCCACACACAAACAGGUUCUCGCUGAGAUUCUACCUGGUAUUGAUGACACACACUCCAAUCUUUUACAACUAAUGCAGCGAGCUUUCAGAAUGCACGUUCCGCUUGCAGUGGAGAGACUUACAUCUGGCGUUCCAGCAACUAUACAGCAUUUUCACACCGUGGUGGAGAGUUCUUCCGAACCAAAGGAAGAAUCUACAGCCCAAGGACCGGCAUCAGCGCUGGCGCUGGCAAGACUUGUGGCAGAGGCUACAGGCAGUUUCAUCACACUCAUGGAUGCAUUGAAGCUUAAUUACAAGACUAAGUCCCAGCUUCACCCGCUUUUAAGUGAUCUAGUCGUCAGCUUGAACGACUUGGUGCUGCGGGAAAACGACGCAUCUAAGCCAAUCGACUUUCCUGGGAAAUCGAAGCUUACGACGAAGAGUUGGCCCAGCAUGAAAUAG
Messenger RNA from Candidozyma pseudohaemuli, 729 nucleotides. It is a transcript of the gene VPS28, whose product is annotated as ESCRT-I subunit protein. The transcript is spliced from 2 exons. The record is from RefSeq and is a predicted model, not a curated record. NCBI's taxonomy places the organism in Eukaryota, Fungi, Ascomycota, Pichiomycetes, Serinales, Metschnikowiaceae. Gene Ontology annotation, biological process: protein transport to vacuole involved in ubiquitin-dependent protein catabolic process via the multivesicular body sorting pathway. Gene Ontology annotation, cellular component: ESCRT I complex. Gene Ontology annotation, molecular function: protein-containing complex binding. Bases 1 to 729 code for a protein of 242 amino acids.